AUGUGUCUCUGGAUUGUAUUCAUUAUUUUGACCAUUGCUGAAUGCAAUGGAAAUAAUAAUACGAAUUCCACUCGUUUACUUACCGUUCUUCAACGGCAACAAGAAUACCACAACGUUAGUAAAUCAAGUGUACUUGAGUUUCCGUUCGAUUUAGUUGGACAUAUUAGUCACAUUAGUAUUGAUACAAUCACUGUGCGAACACGAUACAACGGUACAAUACGUAUCAAAUUAGCAUGUAUUUAUACAACAAAUAUGUGGAAAGCCGCUUUUCUUCGCAAACAUCCACUUGAACCAUUAACAUAUAAACCUUUGGAAGCAUUUAUCAAACGCGAUGAUCCUGUUCGUGUGCAUGUUAUUGAACGUUCCAUUCAAUCUCCCAGCGCUUAUGUUUUUGGUGAAGUUUACAAUCUGGCAAAGAAUGAUUUAAAUGUAAACAAAGAGUUAGUUCGCCGUGGUUUAGCUGAAGCUGCGCCAACUACAUUGUCCUCAUGUGAUAGCGAAUACUUUCUUCUUGCUCAAGAUCAACCCCAGCGACCAGACGUUCGUUUAGCUUCCUCACGUGAGCGCCGUUCAGUUCCGCAACAUUGUUCAUCGCCUCGGUCGGAAAUUGAACAAGAAGAAUGUCAACAUGUUAUCGACGAUAGACAUUACAAUUACAUGACUAUCAUAGUUAGCACAGUGGCAAUUGUAGCAUUUGUAGCGAAUUUCGAAGCUUAG
Molecule: messenger RNA, 717 nt
Organism: Adineta ricciae
Lineage: Eukaryota; Metazoa; Rotifera; Eurotatoria; Adinetida; Adinetidae
Source: the annotation of a GenBank genome assembly